AUAAUAAAUUUAUCGUAUAAUGAGAUUUGACCAAAUGCGUCAAUUGAAACUGUGCGUCUCCAGGACAAAAAAAUUGCUGGAACCUCAACCCAUCAUGGUGAUCGGCUGCCGGCGAUCACAGUUCUGCGGCUUGAACACCGGUAGUGUCGAUAACGGACGUCUAAUGAUUUAACACUUUUUAUGCGGGAAGCAUUGUAAUACUCCGUUUGCUCAUUCCAUUUGUCAAAGCUCUGCUACGCAAAAGAUGAACCCACUAAAACCCAUCAACUCUUUCAGGCUUACCUCUCUCCUUCGUCUCCAGAAGGACCCAAAACUUGCUCUCCAUCUCUUUCAGAAUCCAAACCCUCAAAUACCCCAGAAACGCUUUCGCUAUUCUCUCCUUGCAUACGAUCUCAUCAUUACCAAACUUGGGCGUGCCAAAAUGCUUGAUGAAAUGGAGAAAAUCCUAAUUCAGCUCAAAGGUGAAACAAGUUUUGUCCCCAAAGAAGCUCUCUUUUGCAAUAUAAUCACUUAUUAUGGUCGUGCACGCCUCCCUAAUAAUGCGCUACAGACGUUUGACAAAAUGCCUUCUUUUCGCUGUCAAAGGACUAUAAAAUCCUUUAAUUCGUUGCUGAACGUGUUCAUAAUGUGCAAAGAGUUUGGUAGAAUGAGAGAGCUCUUUGCAGAUAUUGAGAGAAAUUUAAAACCAGAUGCUUGCACGUACAAUAUACUGAUUCGUGGGUUGUGUGCAGACAGGAGACUUGAUGAUGCGUGGAAGGUGUUCGAUGAAAUGAGAAAGAGAGACCUUUUUCCUAAUGUGGUGACAUUUGGGAUUUUGAUUUACGGGCUUUGUUUGGAUUUGAAGUUGAAAGAGGCUUUAGAUUUAAAGAAUCAUAUGGCUAGGGUCCAUGGGGUGUGUCCUAAUACUCAUGUUUAUGCAUCGUUGUUGAAGGGGUUUUGUGGGGCUGGUGAGUUAAGUUCAGCUUUUGGGCUUAAGGAAGAGAUGGUUAGGAAUGGAGUCGAAUUGGACUCAGCAAUUUAUUCUACUUUGAUUAGCGGGCUCUUUAAAAGUGGAAGGAAAGAGGAGGUUCCUGGAAUUUUGGAGGAAAUGAAUCUAAGUGGCUGUAAGCCCGAUACUGUAACUUACAAUGUGAUGAUUAAUGGGUUUUGUAAGGAUAAGGAUUUCAAAGCAGCUCACAAAAUUUUGGUUGAAAUGACGGAGAAGGGAUGUAAACCAGAUGUUAUUAGUUAUAAUAUGAUACUUGGUGAGUUAUGUAAGGAUGGGAACUGGAGCGAGGCAAAAGAUUUAUUUGAAGACAUGCCAAGGCGUGGCUGCGCUCCUGAUAUAGUGUCAUAUAGGAUUCUUUUUGAUGGGCUUUGUGAUGGGAUGCAGUUCAAUGAAGCGGCAUUUAUUUUGGAUGAGAUGAUUUUCAAAGGUUUUACACCUCGUUCUUCUAGUAUAUGUAAAUUUGUUAAUAGUUUGUGCCAGGAGGGGAAUGAGGGUUUAUUAUGGUCAGUUUUGAAUAGCCUCAUUAAGGCAAAUGUAAUUGAUACAGAUUUGUGGAAUAUGGCUAUUGCUAUGGUAUUCAAGGACAAUAAGCUCUCCAGUCACUCCAAGGUUAUUGACACUUUGAUGACUUCAUGAAUCAAGGUUUUUAUCUUUGACUGGCAGUACAUAGGUUCAUGUGUCAAAUAAUAUGCGUUUUUGAAUUGCCUUGCUGUC
Molecule: messenger RNA, 1702 nt
Organism: Manihot esculenta (cassava)
Lineage: Eukaryota; Viridiplantae; Streptophyta; Magnoliopsida; Malpighiales; Euphorbiaceae
Product: putative pentatricopeptide repeat-containing protein At1g53330
Exons: 1
Coding region: 245-1624 (459 amino acids)
Molecular function (GO): protein binding
Source: RefSeq, a predicted model, not a curated record